GAAAUUGUUUAGUUGACCGUUUCACAUGUUAGCGACAUAACGCUGACGCUCCGACCUUUUCUUCACUUAGUGAGCUUCCCUCUCCAAACAUCGAAAGCAGAAGAAACGGAGAUUUUAGUAUGGACGAAGGAGGGGGAUCAGUUAAUUCAACUGCGACGCCCACAGGAACGGAGCCGUCGUAUCCUUCGAAUUCCAUUUUUUCCAACUAUCCAUUGUUAUCAGCUCUUUUCGCCUUCGCGAUUGCGCAGUCAUUGAAGCUUUUCUCCACAUGGUACAAGGAAAACAAUUGGGAUCUCAAGCAACUUGUUGGCUCUGGGGGCAUGCCCUCGUCUCAUUCAGCCACCGUUGCUGCUCUUGCAGUGGCCGUCGGUUUUCAACAGGGUUAUGGAGGAUCACAAUUUGGCCUUGCACUUAUCUUGGCACUUGUGGUGAUGUACGACGCCACUGGAGUAAGAUUGCACGCUGGGCGCCAAGCAGAGGUUUUGAAUCAAAUUAUAUACGAGCUUCCAUCUGAACACCCUCUUGCUGAGAGCAGGCCCUUACGCGAGCUUCUUGGCCACACUCCUCCUCAAGUUGUUGCUGGUGCGGCGCUGGGAUUGGUGACAGCAGCUACAGGCCAUUUCCUCUUCAACUAUGGCACCCGAGCUUGAUGAUUCUUGAAUGCAAUCUCAUCUGGUCAAGCCCUAGGGGCUAGGAACCCUUUCAAGACGACGACACUGCCUCAACCAACGAAGGCGUGGUGCAUCAGACUCAUCUGCUAUUUCUCUGAACGACGAUUAUAGUACUAUUAGGUUUUAAAAGUGCAUUUUCUUGAUUUCCAAUUUAUGAAGAAAUGUGAAUAUCAGAGUUGGCUGUAGGGAGAAAGCUACCAUUGUUACAGAACAUGCCAUAAUCCAGUGAUUGAAAAUAGCACAUUGUGGAUCAUAUUUUUUAUACUAAAAAACAGGUCAUUCUUGAGUACUAUCA
This is a messenger RNA of Salvia hispanica, 966 nucleotides long. RefSeq lists its product as uncharacterized. Lineage: Eukaryota; Viridiplantae; Streptophyta; Magnoliopsida; Lamiales; Lamiaceae. The record is from RefSeq and is a predicted model, not a curated record.